AUGGGUAUCGCACGGCCGUGCAGGAGAGGUUCGCCUCUCGUCAUCCUCGCAUUUCUCGCAUGCGGUCUGUCCCUUGCCAUCACCAUCGACGCGUCGCAGUCGUUACCAAGCAACGGCUUCGCAACGCGCUACGAGCAGGCAUUGACGGAAACCCUGCAGCUGAGCCCCCAACUCAAGGAGAUCUACAGAGCAGCGAGGCUCAGGGACUCGGUGCCUGACGACGAUGGCGAAAAUGACGAUAUUGGCGAAGAAAACGGCUCUCGUCGCCAAUUGAAAGACGCGCCGAAGAAGCAGUUUGGGCUGAAUCCCCCGCCGCUCAACUCAGGGCCCAGCAUGGCUGACGUCAACAACACGUUUUUCCGUUUCGAUUCCGUCACGCCGAACGCGGUGGUGGACUGGCGUCAGACGAUGUACAUCUCGCCCAUCCAACGGCAGUACCAGAUCACGGGGUGGGAGCUGGUGCCGCCGUACAGCGCGCAGGCGCUGAUGAAGGCAGUCAGCAUGCAGCCCGUCGUCGCCUUCCUCAGCGGCUCCGCGCAGGACUUCCAGCAGUACAACUCGCGCGGACAGCUCAAAAUUUACGACGGGCUGUGCACCACGGACAUCAACCACGCGGUGCUGGUCGUCGGGUAUAACUACACGGGGCCCAGCCUGGCGGGCAGCUAUUGGAUCCUGAAGAACACGUGGUUCAACACGUGGGGCGACGGCGGGUACAUGUACCUCGCCAUGUCGCCCGACGUGCGCGGGAAAUGCGGCAUCCACGCCAUCCCCGCCAUGUACCCGGUGUACUACCCGAGCGGGCCGCAGCCCGUCAAGAUGAACAACGGUCCCAUUUCGCGCGCCGACGACGGCAACGACGGCCGCUGGUGGACGCGCGCAUAUACCGCCGCAUCGGACGCGUGCUCCGGGAUCAACCCCCGCGGCCAGUACAACCCCUGCGGCAGCGGCACGUGCGUCAACCCCGGCGAUGGUACCUACUCGUGCCAGUGCCCCGCCGGCUACGCCAUAGGAGCAGCGUCAGACGGCACGCAGACGUGCGUGGGAGUGGCGGGCGCCCCAGCCUCGUUCCUCGCCUACCCCACCGUGCCGGGCGACUCCUGCUCCUCCGUUGCUGCCGCCUUCAGCCUCACCACUGCCGGUCUCACCGCUCUCAACCCCUUCCUAAACUGCUCCCUCGCCUACCUCCCCCCAACGCUCAUCCUCACCGUCGCAAACGCCUCCUCCACCUCCAUAUCCCCCUCUGCACCGCUCUGCACCGCAACGUACACCGUGCAACCCAACGACACCUGCACGACCCUCGCCAACACCUUCUUCGCGGGGAGCCUGUCAGCGCUGCGUGCUGCCAACCCGCUCUCAUGCACCUCCUCACGCUUCUUCCUCUACCCGGCUCAGGUCAUCUGCACGACCACCAGCUCGCUCUCCUCACUGGCAGCCGUGGCUGUCCCGCAGUGCGGGCAGACGUACAUCACAGUGGCGGGCGACACGUGCUCCUCAGUGGCGACCAAGUUCGCCAUCAGCCUGGGCGCCUUCAUGGGGCUCAACAGCGCACUCUCAUGUGCCACUGCCCUCCCCGUGGGGUCGUACGUGUGUGUCGCCCCCAAGAGCUCCCAGACGGCAGUGAACUGCACGGCAUGGUACGCGGUGCUGCAGGGAGACAACUGCCCCAACAUCUGGAACGCCGCCAACCUCACCGAGUCCACCUUCCUCGCCAUCAACCCCGGCAUCCGGUGCCAAGCGCCCUACCUCCAAGUGGGCCAGAAGGUCUGCAUCAACUCCCCGCUCCUCGCAUCGCUCCUCUCCGCAUCCAGCACCUCGUACUCGCUCUACACCGUGCAGCCCAAUGACUCCCUCGCCCUCAUCUCCUCCAGGUUCAUCACUCGCUGCACCACCUCCUCCGUUUCCCCCGCCUCCAUCGCCGCAGCAAACAAUAUCUUGGAAACCUCCCCUCUGGUAGCCAACACCCAGCUCAUCAUCCCGUGCGACGCGCGCGUGGGGAUUCUCGACUGCGGCUGUGCGCAGUCCCUCCCGGUCUGCGGUGCGGACUACGUCACGUACCCGUCCUACUGCGAUGCGCUCUGUAACUACGCGCUACCGGUCAUUCAGGACGGCGUCUGCUCCGGCUGCAACGCCGCCUGCACCGGCCGCACCGGCCUCGCCCCCGCCGCGGGGUAUGGCUGUACCUGGAGCACGUGUCCCUACCCCAACUGGAAGCCGCUGGACAGCGACUGCACCGUGCUGCAGGGCGACUUGCCGGGGAAAUGCUGUGCGGUGGAGCAGACUGUCUGUGAGAACGUGUGCCGCGCAACAAGGGACACGCUGGGCGGCACGACGACGCAGAUGCAGGCGAACUACGACUCGUGCUACAGCCACAACGUCUUCUCCCAACCCACCACGCUACAAGGCCUUACGCGCACAUAUCGGCAGUUCCCCCUCACAAACACCCGACCUUCCACUGGUUUCGGCGCGCGCACACAGCAUGGCGCACGGGGUCCACGCGCAAGCUUCACGCAAGCCGUGGAGUCAGUGCGCGCAACGGGGCCGAGCGCGGGGGUUGCGGCGCGCACGGAGUGGGAGCUAAACGUUCGGCGGCGAGCGCCGCUGGCGGAGCGAUACGGCGUGCGCGUGGAGAGGGACGUUUCCGCCGACAGAAUCGAGGUAGCGCGCACGUCCCCGCAGGCGUGCGGCGCUGCGGGCGGAGGGGUAGAUGUAACCACCACGUAUGACCCAUGCCUGCUGACCCAUGCCUGCUGUUUGGAGGAGGUUGGGCGGAGAGGUGGUGACAUUGAUGAGCUUGGGGCGGAGAGGUGGCAGCGGUGGUGGACGCCCGGGCCAUGUGCCUACCGGUGGGACUGGCGGGUAGAGGAGCAGGUGCUGGUGACACGUGGCACUCUCAGAGUCACUCCUGAUGAGUGUGAGGAGAGCAUGGAGUUUGCAGCGGGUGACUUGGUAUGCUUCCCACGGUGGUUCUUUGCUGAGCUCGAGUUCAGUGCCGACUAUGAGCAACGGUACAGAUUUGUGGCGUAUGGGGACAACUGCUAA
Messenger RNA from Closterium sp. NIES-65, 3039 nucleotides. The record is from the annotation of a GenBank genome assembly. Lineage: Eukaryota; Viridiplantae; Streptophyta; Zygnematophyceae; Desmidiales; Closteriaceae.